ACUUCGAGUGAGCCAAACUAGCAUUGCAUUUGUACAGCGACAACAGCGAGUUUAGUAUUCGUCGUCUGUUCGUUUAGUUUGGAUGUUGUGUAAAAUAACUUCGCUUCUCGUCGCUCGGUUUAUAAUUUUCUUCCACAAUUUUCUAUCACUAAAAUAUGAUUUUGUGAAAAUUAUGUAUUUAUAAUUUUUAAACGAUGCUAACACGUGCACGCGUGUGUGUGUGUUUGUGUGUUACUCUACUCUCGGCUUUCGGCUCUCCACAUCAGACUGCAUUUGUUACUUGAGGAAAAUUAAAAUUUCUAUUAGAAAUACCGUUUGAAGAGUUUCUUCAACAGCAUGAAAUUUGUGUAUUUUAGCAACAAAGCGUAUGUUGGUUGCACAGUCGUAUAUUGACAGCUGUCACCUGUCGCGUAGUGUCGUCGAAAUUGUCAGUGUCGCAGCUGCUGCUAACAGCCACAACAGGCCAACAUCGAAGUUGCCUCGCGUAAGAAUUUUUGCAAUUGUUGCAUAUUUGCCGGCAAUACAACAUAUAUUUGUACAUACACGUAUACAUAUAUAUAUAUGUAGUAAUCAGUCAAAUACUCAUCACUGCUGUCUACCGACCGCACAGACCCCCUCGACGUAUGUACAUGUAUGUAUGUAUAUAAUACAUAAAUACAUACAAUAAGUGCAUAAUUACAUAAAAUAGUGAACGUCAGCUGGGCACUGCACUUUUUACGUGUUACCCUCCCCCUUUUUGGUGUGCUACAUUACUGCUCUGCAUAAGUGACGCUUCAUUUUUUGUGCGCCUCUCUCCAAGUGUAUACGUAUGCAUGUGUGCCUCUGUUUGACAGUUCGUUGUACUUCAUUUUUUUUUAUUUUUGUGUUGCAGUUGUUGAAUUUAUUACAUAUGAAAAAUGAGAAUUAAAAAAAUAUACAUAUGUAUGUGUGUAUUUAGUUUGUACCUACAUAAAUGGGUAUAAAAUAUACGAGCAAAAAAAAAAAUAAUAACUUACAACGUGUACGCGAAUAAAUUCAUUAUAAUUCAUCAACAUCAAGUGAAUGACAACGAAAACGGACGACGAAUAAAAAGUUAAUUGUUGCAAAUUCGCCGGCAUUGCGUACACGCAGCUGCCCUUUUUACAUGCAUAUUUUAGUGCAUGCAUAUAUGUGAAUACAUACUUACCUAUGUACAUACAACGGUGAUGUUGUUAUUGCUGGCAUAAAAGUCGAAAGCUACUAGCCCAAAGGUCGAAGUAUUGCUCGUCAGUUGCUUGUGUUCCUCUUAUCAGCACGCAAAUGGAGUGAAUUUAAAUUGGAAGUUUGUGGCAUACAACUAAAGUCGUAAUAAGCAUUACAAAAUUAUCGAAAAAAUUUUGAAGUUGAAAUUUUGCAUUAAAUUGUAAAUGUGUCGAAUUGUGUAUAUGAUCAGCGUGAAUUAUUAUAAAAGUGCGAAAUAAUCAAUCUACAAGUGCACAUACAUAUGUACAUGCAAAUACCGCUCAGUAUUUCAGUAAAAAAUAAAUAACAGAAUUUAUAUGCAAUAAGAAAUACAGCUUUAAAAUUUGCAUUAAAAAGUGUAUUUAAAAAAUAUUUACGCUGAAAUUUUUGUGGCUAAAACCUUACAUUCCAAAGAAAUUUAAUGAAAUUUAUUAACAAAGUGAAAGGCGACGUUUUAUAAGUGUUAAUAAUUUGAAGAGUCGCGGAGGCGUACAAGCAGUCACAAGUGUUUUCUUUUUAUCGCGCUGCACAAGCCACAACAAAGUUAAAGAAAUACGAGCUGCCACGGCCACAAGCACAAAGUGAGGGAAGGGAGCGAAUGAGCGAGUCGAGACGUGUGUGUAAAUAAAGACGCAGUCAAAAUAAUAUGAUUUUUUUUCUUCACAAAAAAUAUAAAUAAUAAUAAUAAUAAUAAUCAUACGCAAAUAAAUCAACUGAGUGUAGAGAAAAGCGCAGAACUCCAAUUUCAACAGCUGGUUAUUGCUGAAUUUGAUAUUCUGCCACGAGUAGUAAAGCCCAGCAGCACGAGCAGUCAGUAAAGUGGUUGGCAACGCGCCCGUUAGUUCACUUGUACGAGUACACGCUGCAAUUUAUUUAUUGUUUUUUUUUUCACUCUUCGCAAGUCGGUUCUCGCUAGUGUAAAUGAUGCAAAAAGGCAUAAAAUAUAAAAGCAAAAAAUUAAAAAAUUCAAAUUAGGCAAUUUGUACUUGAAAAAAAAAGAAUAGCGAACGAGUGUAAAGCGUGUAAUUGAAUUCGUGCCUAAGCGAGAUGAGAAAGAUGUUUUUUUGAGCAAAAAACAAAAGAAAAAACAACGAUGAGAUGAGCACUGAACUCCACAGCAUGUUCUCAGCAUAAUUUUUUACACUAAAAAAAAAUUAAAUAAAUUUAAAAAAAAUAUCUAACUUCCUAUUCGUUACACCAACAACUCGAGCGAGCUGUGCAGAUUAAGCGCAUGGAACUUAUUUCGUGAUUCGCUACGUGAUUAUGCACUACACUGCACAACAACAACAACGCAACCCAACGAAGAAGAACAUAGUUGCCAGUUAGAGCGCUACGUGUAAUAAUUGCGCUUUAGACGCGGCAGAAAUUUAGUAGAAAACUAAUUUUUUCGUACACCCUUUUCCCGCACUAGCACCAGAGGGAAAGCGAGUUGCGCGCGAGAAACGAAAAAUUGAAAAUCUUCAAACAGAAAAAAAGCAAAAUAGAAAAAUAGGAAAAGAAAAAAACCCAAUAAGCAGAGAAAUUAAGAAAAUUGAAUUGGUAACAGCGUAUAAUUGGCUAAAACUGCCGACUCUCGAGCGGAAAAUCAAACAGUCAGUAAGGCGGCACGGCGCAACAGGCAACAGGCAACAGUUCAUCCGGCAACUCAUCCAGCACCAGCACGAUGUUGGCCGGCAUACGGAAACGUUUAGCGCGCAAAACGCUAGAUAUCAAAGAAGAGGAUGAUGAUAAAGACGAUAUACAGGCAUUUUCGCCACCAACGAAUUAUAUAACAAUAUCUCAAGGGAAAAUUCAGCUGGUACACCAACAACGAUCACAGGAGAGUGAUAUUUCCGAUGCGCAAAAUAGAAAGGAUCGGGAGGUACUGGAAAAUCGGAUUGUCGAACUCGAAGAAGCGCUUUCCCUACUCCAGGAAAGAUUUAAUAAUAGUCAUUGUGUGUCGCCAACGUUCGAGAAGGAACUACGCGAGCAAUUGGAUAACAUGAAUCGUGUGAUAAAGUCGAAGGAGCGCAAACAAAAACCAACAUGUCCAGGGCACAAAACGCUGCAGACCCGCAUUACCCACCAAGAGACCCUCCUGCGUUCCAUGCAACAAGAGAAUUACACACUCAAGCGCAGUAUACGUCAUUACGAACGCUGUCUGGACGAUGUAAUGCGUAAAGUAGUGGAUGCGAUUGUCGCAGAAGAUAUACUCCGUGAAGAGGUGACUAUGCUUAAGAAUCGAGUACGUGAUUUGGAGGCACAAAACGCAGCACUCUCAGCCAGUCCGGCGAAGGGACGUGAUGAGGGUUACUGUACGAUGAGUAGUGGACAACCCCAGCCAUCGAAUGGGCAUCUGGAAGACUUGCCAGAAGAGCCCGAACAAUGGCUAUUGCCAGCCGAACCGUGUUCGACGGAAAUGGAAGACUGGAGCAUGUCACAGGAAGAGUUGCCGGUCGUGACACUGGACGAUGAUCAGCAACGUUUACGCAGUGGGCUUUUAUUAAAUAAUUUGAGAAGACAAAAUGGUGAAAAUGAGUGGAUAUGGAAUUCGAAUGAUUUUCUAACAUCAACCACUGCGGAAACGGAUUCAGAGUCGGAGGCGAUAUCACAACUGUUACAACAGAAGAUCGUCUACUCCGAGGAUGAGGACAUAGCGCGUACCGAGUUCACUAACGAAUUUUACAAACUCGUCGAUAUACGUUCCGCCUCAGCGCGCAGUCUCUUCUCAUACAUCGAAGGCGAAACCGACGACGAAGAUGACGAUGAAGAGGAUGAAGCGUCUAGUUUAUCAGAGCGACGUAUACGCCUACGCUGCAAAACAGCGCUGAAUGGCAACAGCAGACUGAAAGCGCCCAGCCCGACGCCAAGCGAAGCGGGACGUGCACAAGUAACAAGUUGCUCAUCCAGCGAAUCGGACGAACAAACGCGUUCUACAACAACGCAACACGAACUGAACGGCAGUACAAUCGCGGGCGGCAUCGAAGAGGAGAUGGACACACAGUUGUGUGGCAACGAAAGUAGUGAUAUUGAAAUUGAAGAUAUGCAACUGGAACCCGAAGUAUUGCACAAGCUAAACGAACAAGAAUGUAUUGAAGCGAUUAUACGCACGGAACUACGUAGGCCUAUCGCCAAUGUUGGACCGAUGCAACCUAUGGUUAAGUCAAAAUCUAUGAUGCACAAAACCGAAGACGAACUGAAUGGUCUGAAUGAUGCAAGCUUGAAUGACAAUCGCGUAAGACCGCCACGUGUGCUGCGCAGCGAGAGUGUUAACGGUCCGGUCGUUGGCGGUAACGGUAAUGGUGGAAGUGCUGCUGGUUUUGGUGUGAGUCGCGGUGGUUCUGCGAGUGCGCAGAAGUUACAGGAACGUCUGCAACAACGUCCAGCUAACUCAUGGCGCAAAAGUAGUGGCUGGAAGCGUGUACCCACGACACCGACUAGUUCGCCAACAGCGCCGUUGUCACCGAAAAAGGAAAUGAAAACGGAGAUUAUGCGCAAUUGCGUUAAUGGCUUGCCGAAAAUACCACCAACGCGUAUACCAACUAGCGUACAACAACAACAACAGUCGCCGCCAUCACCAAAACAACACCAAAGCACACCAACGUCAUUUGGCGAGGCGCAAUCGCAGCAGCAACAACAGCAAAUACGAAAAUCAAAAAUUCCUCCACCAGUUCCCGUGCGACGUUCUUAUGCGAGCUAAGAGUAGAAAAGCAAGAAAAAAAAACAAACAAAAACGAAAACAAAAAACAUUGUAAAUUUCAUAAAUUUAAGUAUCAACAAGUGAAAAAGUUGAGUAUGUUAUAUAACAAUGUACACACCGUUAAGGUUGCAAAGCCAACCCAAAAGUUAAUUAAUUUAAGCAAAAUUCUAUAAAAAAAAGACUUAUAUGUGAUAUUUGAGCGAAGUAAUUGUACGCAAAAUGUAGUUGUAAAAAUCAUAAAUAAAACAGGCGAAAUGUUGUUGUAUAAAAACGGUAGAACUAACACAAAAAAAAAAUAAAAUUAAAAAAAUAACACCAAAAGCGAAACUAACUGGCUACUCUACGAAAAAGAUAAAAAAAAAACUAGAAACUAAAUUAAAAUUAACAAAUUAAUAAUGAUCGCAUACUUU
Molecule: messenger RNA, 5289 nt
Organism: Ceratitis capitata (Mediterranean fruit fly)
Lineage: Eukaryota; Metazoa; Arthropoda; Insecta; Diptera; Tephritidae
Exons: 9
Coding region: 2864-4879 (671 amino acids)
Source: RefSeq, a predicted model, not a curated record